CUCAAUGUGGGCGUCACGUCUGACAGGAGGAUAUAAGUGUCCACGUGAACUGAGGUGAAAAGAUUUUGUCUCAGCGAAACUCCAGCAGAUGAGGAUGCACUUCGUUGUUAUGGUGAUGCUGUUGGUGGCAAUAAUUAUUGAUGGAUCAGAAUGCAGGUCCAGCUGUCGGCUCACCAAUAUCUCCAUUACCGUGGAAAGUGAGGAAUGUGGCAGCUGCAUCACAAUUGACACCACGGCCUGUGCCGGGCUUUGCAAAACACAGGAAAGUGUUUACCGUAGCCCACUGAUGCUGUCUUACCAGAACACCUGUAACUUCAGAGAAUGGACCUACGAGACCUAUGAGUUUAAAGGCUGCCCUGCCAGGGCAGACUCCGUUUUCACUUACCCAGUGGCCCUCAGCUGUGAAUGUAGCAAGUGUAACUCUGACAUCACAGAUUGUGGAGCUCUUAGCCAGCAGACACUCAGCUGCAAUGCACAUUAGACAAGGAAACCAAACACUGCUUUGCAACCUUUUGAAAGCCUUUUGUACAGUUCUGAAUAUUUCAUAAUGUAAAUUGCAUAAUGGAAUGAAACAAAUAUAAAACAUUUGCAUAUUAUUUGCAAGCAUCAAUAAAUAUAACAUGCUGCAAGAACCCA
Messenger RNA from Cyprinus carpio (common carp), 636 nucleotides. RefSeq names its product follicle stimulating hormone subunit beta. Gene Ontology annotation, biological process: G protein-coupled receptor signaling pathway; ovulation. Gene Ontology annotation, molecular function: hormone activity. The record is from RefSeq and is a predicted model, not a curated record. Gene Ontology annotation, cellular component: extracellular region; cytoplasm. Lineage: Eukaryota; Metazoa; Chordata; Actinopteri; Cypriniformes; Cyprinidae.